ACCUUUCCAAAUCUACCUUCUCCAACUCAGUCCGAACUGGGUUUUCUCUCUAGUAUAGAUCUUUGCUAAUCAAGCAUUAAUUCAUCUCACUUCUUGUGAGUUUCAUGGUUUUGUGUAUUUUCUAUGUGUCUGCGUAUUUUUCUGGUAUAAGUUUCAAGAUCUAAGAAAACCAGAGUAGUUUUUAUUGGUCAUAGGAGCCUCCAUUUUCAUGGAUCUUGUAAGCAAAAGCUACUUGAUCCAUUUGUCACAAGCUCUUCCUCCAACAACAAGUCCAGGAAGGACAAUCUUUGGGGCUCCUGUUCAUCAUUCAGACACAAGUUUCCCCAUUAUAGCCAUUGCCAUAAUAGGAAUUAUAGCCACAGCUUUCUUGCUUGUGAGCUACUACAUCUUUGUGAUCAAAUGCUGCCUCAAUUGGCACCGUGUUGAUCUUCUCAGACGAUUCUCAUUAUCGCGAAAUAGGCGCGAUGAAGACCAGCUAGUGGCCUACUCUCCAGGGUUAGAGACUAGAGGGCUUGAUGAGGCUGUGAUCAGAUCAAUCCCAUUGUUGCAAUUCAAGAAAGAUAGGAACAGAGGAUUUGAAGAGGGAAGCUUUUGUGAGUGUGCAGUUUGCUUGAAUGAGUUCCAAGAAGAUGAGAAGCUGAGGAUCAUACCAAAUUGCAGCCACAUUUUUCACAUUGAUUGCAUUGAUGUUUGGCUUCAAAGCAAUGCCAAUUGCCCACUUUGCAGAACAAGCAUUUCGACCACAACCCGGUUUCCAUUUGACCGAAUUGUUGCUCCAAGCUCUUCACCCCAAGAUCCAAGUCCAUAUGCAGGUAGCCUAAGUGGCGGUGAUGAAGACUACGUGGUGAUCGAAUUGAGUUAUGAUAAUUCGAUGGAGCAAACAAUGCUUGGGAGGCAAGAAAGACUGAAUUCAGAGGAGGCAUCAGUGAUUUCUAUUAGCCCUUCACCAAGGAAAUUGGAAAACAGAAGUGUGCCCAAGAAAUUAGCAAGAAAGUUUCACAACAAGGUUACAAGCAUGGGGGAUGAAUGUAUUGACAUUAGAGGCAAAGAUGAGCAGUUCUCAAUCCAACCCAUAAGGAGGUCUUUCUCAAUGGACUCUUCAGCUGAUAGGCAGCUCUAUUUGGCAGUUCAAGAGGCUGUGCAGCAGCAGCAGCAGCAGCAGCAGCAGCACAGGCAAGUCAAUGAGAUGAGUCCCAUUGAAGGUUGUAGUAGUAGUGGUAGGGUUAGAAGAUCUUUCUUUUCUUUUGGAAAUGGUAGGGGAUCUAGAAGUGCAAUUCUUCCUGUUUAUUUGGAGACAUAGGCCAAGUUUUUUUUCCUUUCAGUCUGCCUUAUUUUUUUCUUCUUGGGA
Molecule: messenger RNA, 1348 nt
Organism: Prunus mume (Japanese apricot)
Lineage: Eukaryota; Viridiplantae; Streptophyta; Magnoliopsida; Rosales; Rosaceae
Product: RING/U-box superfamily protein
Biological process (GO): protein ubiquitination
Molecular function (GO): transferase activity
Source: RefSeq, a predicted model, not a curated record